Messenger RNA from Atta colombica, 1184 nucleotides. Its product is annotated as glycerol-3-phosphate dehydrogenase [NAD(+)], cytoplasmic-like. The transcript has 8 exons. Bases 96 to 1178 code for a protein of 360 amino acids. The record is from RefSeq and is a predicted model, not a curated record. Lineage: Eukaryota; Metazoa; Arthropoda; Insecta; Hymenoptera; Formicidae. Gene Ontology annotation, biological process: carbohydrate metabolic process; glycerol-3-phosphate catabolic process. Gene Ontology annotation, cellular component: cytosol; glycerol-3-phosphate dehydrogenase (FAD) complex. Gene Ontology annotation, molecular function: protein homodimerization activity; glycerol-3-phosphate dehydrogenase [NAD(P)+] activity; NAD binding.
UUUUAAGUCAGUCAGUCAGUCGAAUCACGCGAUUGAUCGACUGUGGAUCGGGAAUAUUAUUAUCUGUCAUCCGGAAAGAGAAAUAAAGGGAAGAGAUGCCAGACGCGAAAAAAAGAGUAUGCAUCGUCGGCAGCGGCAAUUGGGGCUCGGCGAUCGCGAAGAUCGUCGGGGUGAAUGUUAUGAAGUACAACAACAUAUUUGAAACUCGAGUGACAAUGUAUGUAUAUGAGGAAAUUAUCAACAACGAAAAAUUAACCAAUAUAAUCAAUACCAUCCACGAGAAUGUUAAAUAUCUACCUGGUCACAAAAUUCCGGAAAAUGUGAUUGCCGUGCCCGACGUUGUAGAGGCAGCAAAAAAUGCUGACAUCCUUAUCUUCGUUUUGCCACAUCAGUUUAUUCGCACAUUGUGUUCAACGCUGUUGGAUAACAUAAAACCAACUGCAGUUGGCCUUUCUCUCAUUAAGGGUUUUGGUCGAGGUGAAGGAAACAGUAUUGAGUUAAUCUCCAAGAUCAUCGAAAAGCAUUUGAGAAUACAAUGCAACGUUUUAAUGGGCGCCAAUUUGGCCAAUGAAGUCGCCGAGGAGAAAUUCUGUGAAACUACGAUCGGGUGCAAGGAUAAAAGAUUGGCACCGGUACUGAGGGAUCUUAUUCAAACUCUAAACUUUCGAGUAGUUGUCGUGGAGGAUUGCGAGACUGUGGAAGUAUGCGGAGCUUUAAAGAACAUUGUGGCGUGUGCAGCUGGUUUCGUAGAUGGCCUCGGAUUGGGCGACAACACGAAAGCUGCGGUGAUUCGAUUAGGACUGAUGGAGAUGAUCAAGUUUGUCGACACUUUCUACAGCGGUUCUAAGCUUUCUACAUUCUUCGAGAGCUGCGGCAUCGCGGAUUUGAUUACUACUUGUUACGGAGGAAGAAAUCGCAGGGUCUGCGAACAAUUUGUCAAGACUGGCAAGACUAUCAAAGCAUUGGAAGAUGAACUGCUGUCCGGGCAGAAACUACAAGGGCCAGCAACAGCAGACGAAGUCCACGAUAUGUUGAAGGCGCGUAACUUGACGGAUAAAUUCCCGCUGUUUACCGCAGUGCACCGUAUUUGUACCGAACAACUGCGACCGGCGGAUCUGAUCGACCAGAUUCGUAGUCACCCUGAGCAUGUAAUGAGAUUGGAAGAGGGAAAUACAUAGUUUACG